Messenger RNA from Cyclopterus lumpus (lumpfish), 1147 nucleotides. It is a transcript of the gene snf8, whose product is annotated as SNF8 subunit of ESCRT-II. The transcript has 8 exons. NCBI's taxonomy places the organism in Eukaryota, Metazoa, Chordata, Actinopteri, Perciformes, Cyclopteridae. Gene Ontology annotation, biological process: protein transport to vacuole involved in ubiquitin-dependent protein catabolic process via the multivesicular body sorting pathway. The record is from RefSeq and is a predicted model, not a curated record. Bases 191 to 967 code for a protein of 258 amino acids. Gene Ontology annotation, cellular component: ESCRT II complex.
AGAUUAAUUGCGGAAGUAGUUUACUUCAGUUGCACGAAAGUUGCAGUUCACAUCAAACUAAUCAACCUACGGUUCCUUAAAAUGUUUGUUUUCCAUAGUUUACGUUAUUAGCGGACUGAUAGCGUAAAAGAUAACGAAACCGUUACGUACAGAUUCCGCUUUUUAACGUUUUGGACCGGAAGUCGGCAGAAUGCACCGGAGAGGAGUGGGCGCGGGAGCUAUCGCCAAAAAGAAGCUCGCGGAGGCCAGAUAUAAGGAAAGAGGAAAUGUUCUUGCAGAGGACCAAAUUGUCCAAAUGUCGAAGCAGUUGGAGACCUUCAAGUCCAACCUGGAGGAGUUUGCCAGCAAACACAAACAAGAAAUCCGAAAGAACUCCCAGUUCAGGGUUCAGUUUCAGGAGAUGUGCGCCACCAUUGGAGUUGACCCGCUUGCCUCUGGCAAAGGUUUCUGGUCCGAGAUGCUCGGCGUAGGCGACUUCUACUACGAGCUCGGCGUCCAGAUUAUCGAAGUGUGUCUGGCCCUGAAACACAGAAAUGGAGGGCUCAUUACUUUGGACGAACUCCAUCAGCGAGUACUGAAGGGAAGAGGUAAAUACGCUCAGGAUGUGAGCCAAGAUGACUUGAUGAGAGCCAUAAAGAAACUGAAGGUGAUGGGGAGCGGCUUUGGGAUGAUCCCCGUCGGAGGUUCUUACUUGGUCCAGUCGGUCCCAGCCGAGCUCAACAUGGAUCACACUGUGGUCCUGCAGCUGGCCGAGAAAAAGGGCUUCGUCACAGUGAGCGAGAUCAAGGACAGUCUGAAGUGGGAGAAGGAGCGGGCGUGUCACGUCCUGGACCACCUGCUGAAGGAGGGCUUGGCCUGGUUGGACUCUCAAGCCGCGGAAGAAGCUCAGUACUGGCUGCCCGCUCUCUUCUCCGAGCUGACCUCCCGUGACGUCACACCUGAGGAAGCCAAUCAGAUGACGCCUUGAGAGAGACGGAGCUCGGGGGGGGCGGAGCCUCCCUCCGAGGUCACUUUCUGGAGAACUAUGCAACGAGGACUCUGGCGUUACUUCGGUUCACGGAUAUCGACGCACAGACAAACAUGGGAUCUUUUUAUUAUUUUAUUUUUUUCAUAUAUAUAUAUAAAUAAAGAAUAACUUCACAUUCUA